Messenger RNA from Chinchilla lanigera (long-tailed chinchilla), 1737 nucleotides. RefSeq names its product solute carrier family 15, member 5 (gene Slc15a5). The record is from RefSeq and is a predicted model, not a curated record. The transcript is spliced from 9 exons. Bases 1 to 1737 code for a protein of 578 amino acids. Gene Ontology annotation, cellular component: membrane. Gene Ontology annotation, biological process: transmembrane transport. Gene Ontology annotation, molecular function: transmembrane transporter activity. Lineage: Eukaryota; Metazoa; Chordata; Mammalia; Rodentia; Chinchillidae.
AUGUCUGUUACAGACUUUACAAUAACUGAUGAGAACAUAGCCUUGAAGCCCAGUAUUGAGAAGGAGAAAACAAUAAAGUAUAGUGAUUAUCUUUUGCCGCCAUAUUCUAUGACAAAAAUUCAGGCUGGGAUCUGCUUGCUGCUGGUGGAGCUAUGUGAGAGAUUCACUUUCUUUGAAGUCGUCUGCAACAUGAUUCCCUUUUGCACUGUGAAGCUUGGCUAUAGUAAUUACCAAGCAGCCAUUCUGAAUUUGUGCUUUAUUGGAACUUCAAUACUUACCCCUGUGUUUGUGGGAUGGCUUGCUGAUGUCUACCUAGGAAGAAACAAGCUGGUGUGUGUUGGUUUAUUUCUACAUUUCCUAGGCACUGCUUUAUUGUCCGUAGUUGCUUUUCCCAUGGAAGAUUUCUACCUAGGCCCUUACCAUGUGGUAAACAACCUACCAACAGAGGAGCAGAACAGGCUGUUUCAUGUGGCACUGCUGACCAUCUCCCUGGGCACAGGAGGAAUCAGAGCCAUUGUUUGUCCACUGGGUGCUUAUGGCCUCCAGGAAUGUGGCUCACAGAAGCAAAUGUCCUUUUUUAACUGGUUUCACUGGCUCAUGAACCUAACUGUGACAGCUGCGUUUCUGGGAAUUUCUUAUAUCCAGCACUCGCGACCCUGGGCCUUUGUUUUACUUAUUCCUUUUGUGUCUGCACUGAUGGCUCUGAUAAUUCUUCAUAUGAUAUACUAUAAACUGAUCUAUCAGCCCGAAAAGUAUUCCUCCCCCCUGAUAACAUUUGGAGUGUUUGUUAAUGCACUGAAAACAUGUUGCCUGAGUUGCCAUUUGGGCAGAAGUAUGACAAGCUGGUUAGACCAUGCCAAGAAGAAAAAUGGUGGCUGCUACAGUGAGCCCCAUGUAGAAGACACAAAAUUUUUCUUCACCCUUCUCCCCUUCUUCAUUUUUCAAAUCCUAUACAGAACAUGUGUUAUGCAGAUUCCUUCAGGAUAUUAUCUGCAAACCAUGAAUUCCAACCUCAAUUUGGAUGGAUUUCUUCUGCCAAUUGCAGUAAUGAAUGCCAUCAGCAUCCUGCCAUUAUUAAUUCUGGUUCCUUUUAUGGAGUGCUUCAGCACUUGCCUGUUUCCCUGGAAGAGAGAUGGACCAUUCCAGUCAGCAUGUAUUAUUGCUGGAAAUCUUUCUGCUGCGCUGUCAGUGAUGGUAGCUGGCUGCUUUGAAAUACACAGAAAGCAAUUUCCUCCAGUGGAGCAGCCUCUGUCAGCGAAAGUUCUCACUGUUUCCUCCAUGCCUGGUUUGCACCUGGUUCUUCAGUACAUUUUACUUGGUGUGGCUGAAACCCUGGUAAACCCAGCCUCCUCUGUAAUAGCAUACAGUUUUGCUCCACGCACCAUCAGAGGAACGUCUAUGAAUUUUCUGACACUGUUCAAUGGAUUUGGUUGUUAUACAGGGGCACUGCUGGUGAAGUUGGUUUAUCUCAUCUCAGAAGGCAAUUGGUUUCCAAACACAUUAAACAAAGGCAAUUUAGAAAACUUCUUCUUCCUGCUGGCGUCAUUAACAUUGCUGAAUGUCCUGGGAUUCUGGAGUGUUUCACAAAGAUAUUGUAAUCUAAAUCACUUUAAUGCUCAGAACAUCAGUGGAAGUAAUCUUGAAGAAACACUUCUUCUCCAUGAAAAGUCUCUGAAAUUUUAUGGCAGUAUACAGGAAAUUUCUUCAAGUAUUGAUCUUUGGGAGACAGCCUUAUGA